AUCAUUUAGUCGUGCGAAACUGUGUGCGAACGAUUCACUGCGAAACGUGCGGUAACAUACACAGAAAUCAUCGCCAUUAUUAUUAUUAUUAACAGCAGUAACACUAGAAAACAUUACAUAACAUCACAGCGAGACAAUAAAAAAAACCUAUACGAUAAUCACAAGGCAAACCAGUAAACGCAAUUUAUAUGCGAUUAUAGUCAUGAGUGUUUUCUUCAGUUGAAAACACGAUUGCAAUUUUUCCGUAUUUUACAGAGGAUCAUUCAUCAUUGACGAGCCAACUUACGCUGAAAUUCAUUCAUCGAAUGGCAAAUUAGUCUGGAGCAUCAGAAAACCAUCAAAAUGGAUUGUUCAAUAAAUUCAGUGUAGAUGAAAAGCGUGUAAUUGUGUGUUUUUAUAAAUGCAAGCCGCAGGCAAUUUUAUAUUUUUCUUAUUAACUGUGUGAAUAUUGUACGAAAAAAAAUCUAUACAAAAAGGAAACCAUUAAGUGAAGAUUGCAAGGAAAACAAAGCUGUGUGCAAGAUGAAAACGCUCAAAACGAUAGGCGUGAGCUUUUUAGUAUUGGCUCCAAUUUUAAUAGUGUUUGCAAACGAUGAUGAGAGCAGUACAGAUCCAAGAUUUGAUGCCCGAGUUAGUGAGUUAUUGGCUAGUAAUAUGUUAAAGCUGUCACAAGAAAUCGGAACGACAGUUCUGCAAGAUAGCGAUAAAACGGAGAUUUUUUCACCACUCUGCAUUUAUUCAGCAUUGAGUACUUUGUUGAUGGGCGCAAACGGUCAAACUUUCCAAGAACUAAUGAACGUUUUGAAAAUUAACAAUGAUCCCUACCUAUCGCAAAACACGUGGAAAGUACAUGAAGAAUUUUCUCUGAUGAUUGAUGAUUUAAAUCGCGACAUUCCGCAUCCCGGCAGAAGACGACGUCCUGUUUUCUGGACACAAAAUCAUCAACAAAACAGAGAUGAGAACAAAAACCAAAAUCAAUCGUAUCAGCAAAUACAAAUUGCAAAUGGGAUAUUUUUUCAAAAUGGUUAUUUCAUAAGAGACGACUAUCGAAGCGCGAUAGAAUCAGUCUAUAAAAGUACAUUGCAAAGAUUGGACUUUGCUAAUAAGCCGGAACUAUCAAGCAAAUACAUCAAUAGUUGGGUCAAAGAGAAAACGCAAAAUAAAAUCAAAGAGAUUAUUUCAGAUCCGCUAUCAUCGACAACAAAAUCAGUAAUUGCAAGUGCGUUAUAUUUCAAAGCUGUUUGGGAACGGAUGUUUUUGGAAGGAUUGACGAAACCAAAAGAGUUCUAUCCUUAUGGAAUUGGUCGGGCUCCGAUCUUUGUAGAAAUGAUGGCGACGGGCGGUUCAUAUCCAUUUUAUGACAGCCAAGAAUUUGAUUGUAGAAUAAUCGGAUUGCCUUAUCGUAAACAUUUAACAACCAUGUACAUAAUAUUGCCAAAUAAUUCAACGCGUCAACGCCUGAGACAUUUCCAAGCCACAUUGACAGCUGAUAAGAUUGAAUCGAUGAUUUCCAAAAUGGAAAUGAAAACCGCAAUAAUUCUUUUUCCAAAAUUGCAUAUCACAAAUCGUAUUGAUUUGAAGAAAAUUCUAAAUCGUAUGGGAUUACGUUCGUUGUUCAAUUACGAUCAAAGUGACUUGUCAUUGAUUUCAACUGGCAUUGAAACAAUACCGUAUCAAGAAAGUCCGUUUAUAUUUAACCGUUUCGCUGAAACUGAAAGUAAACAUAUGACAAAUGAAACAGCGACAGUGCAAAGUGUCACAAAGCGUGAAAGACGAUCAGCGGCGACAUUUAAAACAAUUAACAGUGACUUUCAUACAGACAGAGAACCGUUACGGUUGAAAGAUGUUGUGAUAAAAAAGAGAAUAACCAAAUCUUAUCUACAAAAAAAGCUAAUUGGCCGAAAUCGUCGAGAAGUGGAAAAUAUAUCUGAUCAACAAAUGAGUUUGAAGCGCUUGGAUUUAUUGCGAACACGGCUCAGCUCCGAACAUUAUCCAAAUCCUCGAUUAUACGCUGAUGAACUCAUUCAUCAAAUAGAUUUAACCGUGAAUGAAGUCGGCACUGAAGGUGGUGCAGCUACAGUCACAACAUUACGGCGAUCGGGGCCUGAUGUCUUUUUCCGAGCUGAAACACCAUUCUUGUUUUUGAUCAGACACGAAGAUACAAAAAUUCCAAUUUUUUAUGGUGCUGUUUUUGAACCAAGAAAUGAAUAGGAUUUAACUUUAAGUAAUAAGUAUUUUUUUGUUCAACAUUUUCACGCUUUAUUUUAGAAACAAUAAUUAUUAGCUUAAGCUUAUUAGCUAUUCUAUCCUUUUUUUCAUUCUCUUAUUUAUUCCAUGAGUUUUUUUUUUGCAAUGCAUAAGUUAAGAU
Contarinia nasturtii (swede midge) is the source of this 2368-nucleotide messenger RNA. RefSeq names its product serine protease inhibitor 28Dc (gene Spn28Dc). Gene Ontology annotation, molecular function: serine-type endopeptidase inhibitor activity. NCBI's taxonomy places the organism in Eukaryota, Metazoa, Arthropoda, Insecta, Diptera, Cecidomyiidae. The transcript is spliced from 11 exons. The record is from RefSeq and is a predicted model, not a curated record. Bases 523 to 2211 code for a protein of 562 amino acids.